Molecule: messenger RNA, 345 nt
Organism: Cavenderia fasciculata
Lineage: Eukaryota; Evosea; Eumycetozoa; Acytosteliales; Cavenderiaceae
Exons: 3
Coding region: 1-345 (114 amino acids)
Molecular function (GO): protein binding
Source: RefSeq, a predicted model, not a curated record
AUGAGUACUCUGACAACUACCACAACUACCACCUCAUUUCAUUGUAUAUUCAGAUCGAUUUAUAUUAGACAAUUGAUAUUCAAUCAUAUCAAUGAUAUAUCAAAUCGAUUGGCUGGUAGAAAAGGUAAAGUUGUAGAGUUUCUUCAUUUUAAUAGAACUGAAGGUGCAUCAACAAAGGCGAUGGAUUGGGCAUCUGAAUAUGGCCAUUUAGAUAUUGUCAAAUUCCUUUAUAAACAUCGUAGUGAAUGUGUAUCAACCUCUGCUGUGCAUUGGGCAGUUGCAAAUGGUACAGAAAUUAUAAAGUUCCUUGAAAAAUAUCGUACCCAACCAAUCAAAGAAAGAUAA